Canariomyces notabilis is the source of this 1401-nucleotide messenger RNA. RefSeq names its product RNA-binding domain-containing protein. Bases 1 to 1401 code for a protein of 466 amino acids. Gene Ontology annotation, cellular component: nucleus. Gene Ontology annotation, molecular function: mRNA binding. NCBI's taxonomy places the organism in Eukaryota, Fungi, Ascomycota, Sordariomycetes, Sordariales, Chaetomiaceae. The record is from RefSeq and is a predicted model, not a curated record. The transcript is spliced from 3 exons.
AUGUUCAUCGGAGGCCUUAACUGGGAAACCACGGACCAAUCCCUUAGAGACUAUUUCUCGCAAUUUGGCGAAGUGGUAGAGUGCACAGUCAUGAGAGACGGCGCAACGGGCCGCUCUCGUGGCUUUGGGUUCCUCACCUUCAAGGACCCCAAGACCGUGAAUAUUGUUAUGGUCAAGGAGCACUACCUUGACGGCAAGAUUAUCGAUCCGAAGCGAGCCAUCCCCCGCGAUGAGCAGGAAAAGACCUCCAAGAUCUUUGUUGGUGGUGUCAGCCAGGAGACGACCGACCACGAGUUCCGCGAGUACUUUGCGCAGUUUGGCCGCGUCGUCGAUGCGACUCUCAUGAUGGACAAGGACACCGGCCGUCCACGCGGGUUCGGAUUUGUCACGUUUGAGAGCGAAGCCGGCGUCGAGGCGUGCCUGCAAGCCAAUCUGGAGAUUCACGGCAAACCAAUCGAGGUCAAGAAGGCCCAGCCGCGGGGGAAUCUCCGUGAGGAGGAAGAUGCAGCGAGACGCGGAGGCAAGUUCGGGCGCAAGGGACAGGGCCCUGGCGGAAGCGGUAUGGAUGACGCCUCGGGCAACCAGGGAGCCAUGGCGGGUAUGGCGGGCAUGGGUGGCGGCAUGGCAGGCAUGACGCCUCAAGUCAUGGCGCAGUACCUGCAGCGCAUGCAGCAAGCGUUCGCCUUGAUGCAGCAGCAGAUGCGGAUGAACAUGAACCCAGCCAUGAACCCGUACAUGAUGCAGAUGCAACAAAUGCAGCAGAUGCAGCAGAUGAUGGCUGCCCAGCAGGGGCGCGGCGGACCCGGCGCAGGCAACCCCAUGGCUGCUGGUGGCAUGCCCAAUCUGAACCCGGCCCUAAUGCAGCAGAUGAUGAACCAACAAGGAGGCGGCGGCGCCGCAGGCGGCAUGGGCAACAUGGGCAACAUGAGCCCCGGCGGGACUCAGCAAGGUCCUGGCGGUAAUGGGGCCAACCGGCCCGGCUACAACGCCUUUGAACAGCAGCAGUAUGAGCAGCAGAAGUAUGAUCAACAACAGGGGCAGCAGCCUCGGCGCGGCAACCGCGACAUGCAAGCCUACAACCAGGGUUACAUGGGCGGACAGGGCGGCCCGACCAGCUGGGAGGGCAUGUAUGAUGACGUUCCGCAGCCAAUCAUGAACCAGGCCGGCGGCGGUGGCUUCGGGGGUGGCGGCGGUGGAAGCGGAAGGGGUGGUUAUCACAAGGGCCGAGGCGGUCAUCACCAGCAGCAGCAGAUGUCGACGCCGCAGAGCCCCAUGGAUCCGAACCAUGCACCCCCUCCGAACGCACCCACUGGCCCGAAGAAUGCCGGCAAACCAGGUGCGAACUAUCGCGGUGGCGGACGCAGCGGGAAUAGGGGCUUCCACCCUUAUGCCAGGAGUUAG